This is a messenger RNA of Pantherophis guttatus, 426 nucleotides long. Lineage: Eukaryota; Metazoa; Chordata; Lepidosauria; Squamata; Colubridae. The record is from RefSeq and is a predicted model, not a curated record.
AUGCUGUUCAAGGGUUUUGGCCUUGGGCUCUUCAUAAUCCUGGCUGCUGUCCUGAUGCUGAGCAGUGUUGCUGCUGACUAUGAAAUCUUCCUGAGGCAGCACUACGAUAAUCCCAAGAGCAAUGUUGGAGAUCAUUACUGUAAUAAAAUGAUGCAAAGGCGUGGAAUGACCAAACCCAUAUGUAAGGACGUCAACAGCUUCAUCCAUGGCACAAAGAAAAAAAUCAUUGCUGUGUGCGGGGAUGGUGGGGAAGCUAUUGAUGACAGAUUGUGGCGUAGCAAGAACCAGUUCCAGGUCACCACCUGCAAGAAGAAAGGAUCAUCCACCAAACCUCCUUGUGAGUACACGGAACACAAGUCGGGCAGAUAUAUUGUCAUUGCUUGUGAGAACGGAUUUCCUGUGCACUACGUGGAAGGUCAGACUUAA